UCGGGGACUGGGCGGAGUGUGACCAGCUGCUGGGCUACAGGUUGUCCACGUUUUGCUGCAGAUCAUCCCCUCCUCCCAGCUGGAAGGAAAUGGCUGCAGUGGAGCUGACUAAGGAGUUGGUGACCUUCGAGGAGGUGGCUGUGCAUUUCACCCAGGGGGAAUGGGCACUGCUGGACCCCACUCAGAGAGCCCUCUACAGGGAUGUCAUGCAGGAGAACUAUGAGAAUGUGACCUCGCUGGGAUUACCAGUUUCCAAACCUGAUGUGAUCUCCCAUCUGGAACGAGGGGAUGAGCCUUGGGUCCCAGACCUCUACGACUCAGAGAAAAAAGUGCUCCCGAGAGCUGCCUGCACAGGGAGUGACCUAUGUCUGGAUUCAGUCUGUCUCCCAUCAGGUGUUAGGAUGGUGAGUGAGAAUGAGGAGACUCCCCAGCAGGAAGCUGCUGAGCAAGUAGAACCACAUGGGAUGUUAUCAGGAAGACCCAAAGGGAAUGUUUCCGGGAGUUGUGCACUCCCAGAAAAAGCAAAAGCCUGUGGGACUCAGCAGAGGCCAGAGGAAAACUUCAGUAGUCACUCAGACCUUAUCACACACGAGUGUGGGAAAAGCUUCAAUGGGAGCUCAGAACUUUUCAAACAUCAGGGAAUCUACAGAGGAGAGAGACCCUACAUGUGCUCUGAGUGUGGGAAAUGCUUCCAUCGGAGUUCACACCUUGUCUCACAUCAGACAAUCCACACGGGUGAGAAACCUUAUGGAUGCUCAGAGUGUGGGAAACGCUUCAAUAGGAGCUCAUACCUUAUCACACAUAGGAGAAUUCAUACAGGUGAGAAACCUUAUGGAUGCUCUGAAUGUGGGAAAUGCUUCAGUUGGAGCUAUGCCCUUAUCGCACAUCGGAGAAUCCACACAGGAGAGACACCCUACACAUGCUCUGAGUGUGGGAAAAGCUUUAAUCGGCACUCACAGCUUAUCACACAUUGUAGAAUCCACACAGGAGAGAAACCCUACCCGUGCUCUGAGUGCGGGAAAUGCUUCAGUCGGACAUCAGCCCUUAUCACACAUCGUAGAAUCCACACAGGAGAGAUGCCCUACACAUGCUCUGAAUGUGGGAAAAGCUUCAAUCAGAGUUCAAACCUUAUCUCACAUCGUAGAACCCACACAGGAGAGACGCCGUACACAUGCUCCGAGUGCGGGAAAUGCUUCAAACAGAGCUCUAGCUUGAGCAGACAUCAGAGAAUCCACAUAGGAGAGAGACCCUACAUGUGCUCUGAGUGCGGGAAAGCCUUCAUUGAGCGCUCAGACCUUGUCAGACAUUGUAAAAUCCACAAUGGAGAGAGAUCCUACACAUGCUCUGCAUGUGGGAAAAGCUUCAGUCAGAGGUCAUUCCCUAUUAGACACCAGAAAAUCCAAAUGGGAGAGAACUGUAAGAAAUGCCUUGAUUAGAGCAGCCCAAAGAUUGAUUUUUUUUAAAAAAAAAAUCACAUUUGGUAAUUCCAAUAUAGUGAUCUUUGCACCAUCUUCACCGUGGUUUCUCAGCUCUCCCAGAUGAGUUUCCUGGUUCUGCCUUUUGUAGCUCACUCUUCUCUGGGAUCAGUCCUGUGAUCUUUUCUAUCAACUCCUUCCUUUUUGAGUCGCAGGAGUGUGUGUCUCUCCAGCCAGGAAUGUUAAUCAGCUCCAGGUGGGAGAGAGGUUUGAUCCCAACAAGCUACACUGAUGCAAAAACUAUCUGUGCCUUACAUCCAGCAGGGCUGUAGAUGGUGUUGGCUGCUCAAGUUAGUGAUCUUGGUGUAAAAAGACAAUUAGAGUUGUAGAGCAGAUGCAGCCCAGGUGCAGUAAUUGGCAUUAGCUUUCCCCUUGACCUGACCUAAACUCCAUCACCUUUCCUAGUCUAAACAAACCCUGAGCAUCACGGUUAUACUCUUCCCCCAUUUCAAACCAAUUGUUAGUCAUGAAGUUUCCCCUUCAGGAAGGAAUUGUUUCAUUCCUAGUUGCUUUGAUGUUGCUUCAGGUUGUGCUGAAGAGCAGAUAUUUUUAUUACCAUUUUCUUCACUUAAAAUAUAUUGAACUAUAACAAAGCUAUGGUGAUCUGUGGCCCAUGUAAACUAUUUUUAGAACGUUGCUCCCUAAGUGGCAUUAAUCACACUUCUAAAAGAUGCCAUGAGUAAAUUGGGAACAACUGUCUUUUACCAUUUGGAUCCAAAGUCAGGUGAAGCACAGAGAGAAACAGCUGAUUCCUUCAGAGCCAUUCCAUGCCUAUGGGUCCCAAUCUGGCUGCCUUGUUGGACAAGGAGCACUUCCAUGCUGGGUAAAUUACGGUAGCCAAUGAGGGAAUGUAUCAGAUUCCAAGUUCAGACUGCAGGAUACAUGAAUGCUCAGUCCUGACUUUGUGGUUUGGUCUCUUAGUUUCCCUGUUGAGUCUUGUGCAUUUGUAUAAUUUCUCUGCCUCCUGCUACUUUGAAAGAUUAGAAAGUGUGAAAAUAGAGCACAGGUGGUUUUUCUCAUGAUACAAUCUUCCCAUGUAGUGUGAGACCCCUUCCACCUAUACUUCUGGGAGAAAACCAGGGAGAAAUGAACUCACAGAAAUGGAAGGCUCUUAGAAUGUAGAAUGUGACUUCACACAAAGCUCACUGGGUGGAAAUGGGAAUUAAGAGAAAACUGCCCUAUCGUUUUAUAUUUUGUAAUCUUUGAAUAAAUUGUUACCAGCGACAACUAAAUUAAACAUGAAGUUAACUAGUGUAAUGUAAGAGGCUGAUUCUGUGAUAACUUUCACUGUUACAAUAUGAUUCAGGUUUUCUUCUAGUUCUCUCUCUGCCCCCUCCUACUCUAUCGGAAAUGGUGGCUAAUUCUGAAAUUAAAACCUCACUCCAAAGGAAUUAGAGUGGAUGAAUAUGUGAGAGAAAUAGCAUGCAUGAGAAUAGAGACCCAGUAUAGACUGUAAUUAUUUUAUUACUAUUUCAAAUGGAAUUUAUUUUGAUAAAUUUUAAAAUAAAUCGUCUGUGGAGAAUAAAAUUACUUGAGACAA
This is a messenger RNA of Gopherus flavomarginatus (Mexican gopher tortoise), 3015 nucleotides long. Its product is annotated as zinc finger protein 501-like. Gene Ontology annotation, biological process: regulation of DNA-templated transcription. The transcript is spliced from 5 exons. The record is from RefSeq and is a predicted model, not a curated record. Lineage: Eukaryota; Metazoa; Chordata; Testudines; Testudinidae. Gene Ontology annotation, molecular function: DNA-binding transcription factor activity, RNA polymerase II-specific; RNA polymerase II cis-regulatory region sequence-specific DNA binding. The coding region runs from base 90 to 1436 and encodes 448 amino acids.